AUGGCUCGUGGAGAUCGUCAAAACGAUGAUGAUGAUUUCAUGGAUCCACCACAGCGUAAUCGGGCAACUGGGCGGAGAAAAGAGGGUGAUGAGAAGAAGAAACGUAUUCGCAACAGAGCCUCCCAAGAACGACUGACUGCGUUGACUGACAAAUUCAGCGACAAUCAGAAGGGGGCUGCUGCUGAGAUGGGUAUGCAGUCUAUGAUGGCUGUCCGGUGCACGAACCUUGUCAACCCUGUAUGCGAUUGGCUUGGUGAGAUCUACGACCCCGCCUCCAGAGAAUUCGUGAUUCCGGGACGCGGAAGACUACCGCUGAAUGAGGAAUCCGUGUUCUGCACGUUGGGUGUGCCCCGUGGACAUAUCAAAGUCCCGUACGAGGUCAACAACGAGAUCGAGGAAGCGCUGUUCCCCCGUUUGUUUCCUGGGUUGGAAUCCAUGCCGAACACGACUGCAGUGGCAGAUUCGUUGGAGGCCAUGACGACGCAUGGAGAUGUUUUCAAGAUGAAGCUACUCAUGUACCUCAUCUCAGCCAUUUUCGCGCCGACCACUUCUCUUCGCCCAAGCAACAAAUGCUUCCCCAUCCUGGCGAAACUGAAAGAUGUGAAGAACAUGAACUGGUGUAAGUUCAUUGCCGACUUCCUGCAUGAUGCAUUUGCAAGCAAGGUGUACCAGAAGGGUUGUCGACUGCAUUUAAUGCUCAUGUACGUCGACUGCCUUGAUCUGUCCACCGUGGACUUCACUGGGACAGGAGGCCCGCUGCCUGCGCACAAGUUUGCUGUUUCUGCGUGGACUAUCGAUGCUGUCAAGGCUGUGCUUGCUGCAGACAGGGUAACUGAUAGCAAAUAUGGUAAACUGCAGACUACAGCGUGUUUGGGGGGCCUCAAAACUUUGAAAAGUGGAUGGACGUGCACUCAACUCCGUCUUGCAAGGGCACCUGUUGAGCAGCUAAUAGGGCAGUUUGCAUCUGGAAUGACUGGCUUGCUCGGGAAGUUGGUUGAGGGGUGGACGUCCCUCAGUGGCUCUGACGGCGACGCGGUUGCGAGGCAAUUCACUUCAUUCGUCCCAGAACAUACACACCGGCCAACCGGUUGCCAUGGCCGGUAUGACUACAACAGUUCCCAGGAGCCCGCUGACACACAGGAUGAACUAGGUGGAGACGCUGGUCUCAGCAAGGAUGACGAUGAUGUCAUGGAUAAUGUGCAAGAGGACACCGAUGAUGAUGAACACGCUGAAGUUCGCGCAGGUGGUAACAAGGGCAAGGAUGCAACAGAUGUCCCCCAACCGGAUAAAGUCAAACAACACACGGCUGUGAGAGGCGAAGGGGUUUUGCCAUCAAAGAGGGGGAUGGCUCCAGAGGGUGCUGGGCAAGUUUCUGCUGGCAAGAGGUCUAGGACCGACCCUGUAGCUGCCAGGAAGAGCGAGCCGACAGCUGGUGGACGAGCAAUUACAAAGAAACAGGCGCCAACGCCAACCCGUGUUUCUGCUCGGUUGAACAAAGGUGCCCCCAUUGCCGGUGAUACCACUUCCACCAGGACAUCUCCUCGCACGAUGACAACCAACACCGGGGAUCCUGUCGUGUUGCCAAACCUGAGGAAGGCAGUCAGGAAGUAGGUUUCUUCAUCCGCUUUCAUUGACAUAGCGCUAUAUUUUUUGAUUUUCCAAUGCAUUCGUUUAGCUUGUCACAUUGUCUUCUGUCAUC
Messenger RNA from Triticum urartu, 1699 nucleotides. The record is from RefSeq and is a predicted model, not a curated record. Lineage: Eukaryota; Viridiplantae; Streptophyta; Magnoliopsida; Poales; Poaceae.